Molecule: messenger RNA, 388 nt
Organism: Emiliania huxleyi CCMP1516
Lineage: Eukaryota; Haptophyta; Isochrysidales; Noelaerhabdaceae
Exons: 2
Source: RefSeq, a predicted model, not a curated record
AUGCGGGCUUUUGUUUUCGCCGCCCUGCCCGCGUUCGCUGCGGGAUUCGGUUCGGUGGCGAAGGCCGAGUGCGCAGAGGUUGCGCCCGCUUUGUGGGCCCAGAUUGACUUUGAGGAGUACACGCGCGCGACGUGGUAUUCGCAGGCGCAGGAGCCAAACUCGUACCAGACGGUCGAUGAGCUCUUCUGCAUCACUGCCACGUACAAGCUUGAGGGACUUCAGGUGCCCGGUGGUGGCGCGGGUCCGCCGGCGGGCGUGAUGGCUGGCCUUCCGCCGGCGGGCGCUCCUGGUGGGCCCUCCUGGGACGGCCUCGUCAUCUCCGUGUACAACCAGGCGAACCAGGGGGCGGUGAACGGGCCGAUCGCCAACCCACUGACGAUGCCGAACG